GCUGAGCGCUAACACUCUGUAGCCAAUCACAGAAAAAGGACAGGCGAACGUCAUCUACCGUUGCGGACGUUGUGGUGAACUUUACCGGUGACAAACGCCACACGGACCUGCACCGCUAACAAUGGGCAGUGUGUUAGCUGCCAGCUCCCCAACCCCAGCCGUCAACCCGGCUGGAGGUGGUGCACAAGGUGCGGGCCUGGGGUCCUUUCCUCCCGGUUUCGGUAUGCCUUCGUUAUCGCCAGUCUCUCCACCGUCAGGCCAGGCGGCAGAAGAUGCAGAUAACCCCCUCCAAAAUCCAGGCACAUACGAGGAAUGCCACCGAAAAUGUAAAGAGGUGUAUCCUAUGCAGAUGGAAGGUGUGCGGAUAGUUGUCAACAAAGGUCUAAGCAAUCACUUCCAGGUCAACCAUACAGUUAACCUCAGCACCAUUGCAGAGUCUGGAUACCGGUUUGGUGCCACUUAUGUCGGCACCAAGCAGACUGGACCUGCUGAGUCAUUCCCAGUGAUUGUUGGUGACAUGGACAACACUGGCAGCCUCAACUCCCAGAUCAUCCACCAACUAACCUCAGCACUACGUACCAAAAUAGCAAUUCAGACUCAGCAGCAGAAGUUUGUAAACUGGCAGUGUGACCUGGAAUAUCGUGGCGUGGACUUCACCUCAGCAGUAACACUGGGAAAUCCAGACAUCCUCGUGGGCUCUGGCAUUCUGGUGGCUCAUUACCUCCAGUCCAUCACACCAGCGCUGGCCCUGGGAGGAGAGCUGGUGUACCACCAGAGACCAGGGGAGGAGGGUGCGGUCACGUCCCUCAUUGGCAGGUACACAGGUGAAAAUUACGUUGCUACAUUGACUCUUGGGGGAGCUGGGGCCCAUGCUACGUACUACCACAAAGCUAAUGAGCAGUUGCAGCUAGGAGUGGAGUUUGAAGCAAACACGAAGAUGCAGGAAACCACAACAUCUGUCGGCUAUCAGGUGGAUCUUCAGAAAGCCAACCUGCUCUUUAAAGGCACAGUGGACAGCAACUGGUUGGUGGGCGCCACCUUGGAGAAAAAGCUCCUGCCUCUUCCACUCACACUAGCCCUUGGGGCUUUCCUCAACCAACGCAAGCAUAAGUUCCAAUGUGGCUUCAGCGUCACCAUUGGCUAGAGGGCUCCUCCGCUGCCCCCGAUCCAGCUUGCGGGCCUCCGAUUGGACGGAGGCCCUCAAAGACACCGGAUACACCGGAGAUUCUCUCGUAGCUUUCUGAGACAGAAAGGGGAAGAGAAAACAAACCCUUCCAAAGAGCCAGGACUGACCAAAGCCAUGCCCUCACACCGUAGCUCCAGUGUCUAUUUUCUGUACGGUGCGUUGGAUUUCAUGACAGCAUUGGCAGAGUGAAAGCCUCCGGUUAUGUGUGUGUGUGUGAAUGUUGGAUGAAAACAAAAUCAGGAGAGCAGUUUGCCGUAGUAAUGAAGUAUGGUCAAUCACAAAUAAAUGUAAUUUUUCUACCAA
Messenger RNA from Gadus macrocephalus (Pacific cod), 1489 nucleotides. RefSeq names its product translocase of outer mitochondrial membrane 40 homolog (yeast) (gene tomm40). Lineage: Eukaryota; Metazoa; Chordata; Actinopteri; Gadiformes; Gadidae. Gene Ontology annotation, biological process: protein import into mitochondrial matrix. The record is from RefSeq and is a predicted model, not a curated record. Gene Ontology annotation, cellular component: mitochondrial outer membrane translocase complex; mitochondrial outer membrane. Bases 122 to 1144 code for a protein of 340 amino acids. The transcript is spliced from 10 exons. Gene Ontology annotation, molecular function: transmembrane protein transporter activity.